GGUAGUUCGAUGUAAAUUGGACUGUCAUCUUUGUUGGUGAUUGUUUUGACGAAAUCUUCUAAUUGUUUUGAUACCUUCUUUCUAUUUUUGAAUACAAUCAUAAAAAAUUUAUUAGAUCCGGAAUAUUCACGAACCUCUCAUAAAUAUAAAAUAAUAAACCACUAAUGCGCAAAAACAAAAUAAACCAAACCUUGUACGGAAAGAAGUUUCCACAACACAGGUAGUUUCUUAAAGAUCGAAUUGCUUUAGGGUAAUUUUCCCAAAAUUUAAGAUCCCUUAAUUCCCUUGACUAUAAAGACGACGCUUGCUCACAAGCAAGUUCAUUUCUAUAAACACUGUCUCAGUGGUAAGAUCAUCACUCAAACAAAAAUGAGUAUUUUUGUUUAUAUUUGUGGACUGGUUCUACUUUGCGUCACUCAUUGUGAUGUCCGAAAUAUCAAUUGUCCCGAUUUACCAGAAAAAGCAUUAAGAGCUAUCCUUGGAACAACAUAUAACUCUCGCUAUAUGCGAAUAGAAUUGCCUGCCGAGGAUAAUACUGAAUCUGGAGGAUCAAAACGUGCAUCUGGGCACGAUGACCAGGAUUUCUUUCAAGAUGGAGAUGAGGAGAACCUUUACGCAGGAAUACCAGCCUGGGAAGUUGAUCAUAUUGAGAUUGGAAAAAGUAGACCAAAGCGACAUCAUCAAGAAGCUCCGAAAAACAACCGAAACGCUCGUCAAGCGUUCAUUGAUAAAAUGACAAAAUCCUCAAAACAAGAUGUCUUUCAAUCGAGACCUUGGGAUUGUAAAGCAGAAGUUCAUUGGAAAGAUUUGGGAUCAGAGUACUUUCCUCGAUACAUUCGAACCGUACAAUGCAAAAAGAAAAAUUGUUGGUACGGUCAUUAUACUUGUAAACCACGAUGGUUUAGUAUAAAAGUAUUGCGACGCAGCACUGGACAAUGUGCUAAAGUAAAUGAUCGAUUUCGAGUGGUCACAAUGAAUGUAGUGACUGGUGACUAUGCUCAACAAUGGGAGUUUGAAGAAAAAGCGGUGACAUUUUGUUGUGAUUGUGUAAUGGAAUAUUAAUUUGCAUUUUUUUUAUUUUGUUAAAUUAAAUUUAAGUUGUUGUUUUUUAAAUUAUUAUCAUUCAAAUUGUAUAUAAGAGAAAUUCAAAAGAUUGUACAUAAUAAAAAUAUUUAUUUGUAAGUUUAAAUUCAAUAAAAUGCACUACUAUUUAUUUA
Messenger RNA from Episyrphus balteatus (marmalade hoverfly), 1217 nucleotides. RefSeq names its product protein trunk. The transcript is spliced from 2 exons. Bases 370 to 1062 code for a protein of 230 amino acids. The record is from RefSeq and is a predicted model, not a curated record. Lineage: Eukaryota; Metazoa; Arthropoda; Insecta; Diptera; Syrphidae. Gene Ontology annotation, molecular function: signaling receptor binding.